Solanum stenotomum is the source of this 874-nucleotide messenger RNA. RefSeq lists its product as uncharacterized. Bases 203 to 727 code for a protein of 174 amino acids. Lineage: Eukaryota; Viridiplantae; Streptophyta; Magnoliopsida; Solanales; Solanaceae. The record is from RefSeq and is a predicted model, not a curated record. Gene Ontology annotation, cellular component: nucleolus. Gene Ontology annotation, biological process: negative regulation of protein kinase activity. The transcript has 2 exons. Gene Ontology annotation, molecular function: protein kinase binding; protein kinase inhibitor activity; double-stranded RNA binding.
GAUGCAUUCUGAUGGAAUUUAGGGGUAUAUUGCCCUAAAAGGUUAAUCGUCUUCCAGCUCCAGGCAAUCAUAGUCGGCGGCGAAGUCCCGGUACCCUAGAAAAGAGUUCUCUCAGUUCGCAACAGGUAAGAUCCUCUAUAGCCUAUUUAUUCUUCCCCGAGUACAAAGGUGAAAGUAAGAAGCUCUUCUUGGGGCCGCGAAGAUGUCAUCGUCGGGUCGAUCAACGGCCGUCGCAGCCGGAGAUUUACAGAUUGUUGCUGCGUCGGAGAGGCAGGUGGCUGCUCUACCUCCUCGUCCUCCGGCUUCUUCUUCCACAGCUCUAGUGGAAUACACGCCACCUGCAGCUAAUCCUGAAGAGGAGGAUCUUGAGAUCAAGCUCCGGCGUAUACUUGAAUGUGUGCCUGUACGGGUUAGCAAUACGUCUGGAAGUUCUGCUGGUUCUGGCUCCGGCGACUUUCAUCAGUAUCGGCAGAUGAGACGGAGAGAACAAGACAGACUUGCAAGGAUGGAUGUUGACUACCAGAGAAGGAAAGAAGUUGCUGAAUUCAACUUGAGAAGAGAAGAAAAAGUAAAAGCUGCGGAAGAGCGGACAGCAAAGAAACGUGCAAGGCGGCAGAAGAAAAAGCAGAGGAAGAAGGAGAAGAAGAGUAAUUCUGGUGCAGGUGGAGAAGAAACCCGUAGGGAAGAGUCGUCCGAUGAUGACGAAGCUGACUCCGACCACCACUAAGGAGGGAGAGGUGACUAGCUUCAAAUUUAUUGUGCACUGCCCUGAUGCAUGGAUCAGGAGCUAUAUAGUUCGAAAACUUGAGAUCAUCAUGUAACAUAAGUAACUUUAUGAACAGCUUUUUGAAAUCGAAAAUGUUUAACUCCGGUU